Messenger RNA from Sordaria macrospora k-hell, 942 nucleotides. Lineage: Eukaryota; Fungi; Ascomycota; Sordariomycetes; Sordariales; Sordariaceae. The record is from RefSeq and is a predicted model, not a curated record.
AUGGCCUACAACAGAUCUUAUAACCCCGACGAGCUUCCCAGGUGUAAAGGAGGUACCUCGCCUGCUCCGCCUCAACAGGCUCCUCAAACAGCGCGAUACGAGACCAAGCCACCACCUCCCCGCCCCGUCGAACAUCGCAACACCGGUUUCGACCAGCGUCAGAACACCGCCUACGAUCAACGCCAGAACAACUACGUAGAGCCCCAGCGUCAAAACACAUAUCACCAACCUCAAAACGCAUACAACCAAAACCACUACGCUCCCGGCCCCUCAGCAGACCCGCACCGACUAUCACCGAGAAUGCAGCAAGGACCGCCACCAGACCGCUACGGUAUGAGCCCGCCUCCCUCGGCGACCGGAGGCCGGCCCACUCAUCAUAACCUUCCUCCUGUCUCCUCGCGACCGCCCCCAAGCCCGACGACCCGAGAUGGCGCCGACCCUACUCUUCUUCCCCUGUUCAGGGCCGUCGAUAAGGAUGGUACCGGCCAGCUCUCCGAAAGAGAACUCUCCGCGGCACUCGUCAACGGCGACUGGACCGCCUUCGACCCGCACACCGUCCGGAUGAUGAUCCGCAUGUUCGACAGCGACCGCAGCGGCACGAUCGGGUUCGAGGAGUUCUGCGGGCUCUGGUCCUUUUUGGCCUCGUGGCGGACGCUGUUCGACCGCUUCGACAUGGACAAGUCGGGCAACAUCAGCCUUGACGAGUUCAACAACGCGCUGGUGGCGUUCCGCUACCGGCUCAGCCCGCGCUUCGUCGAGCUUCUGUUCCGCACGUACGACAAGCGCGGCGACGGCGUCAUGAGCUUCGACUUGUUUGUGCAGGCUUGCAUCAGCCUGAAGCGCAUGACGGAUGUGUUCAAGAAGUACGACGAUGAUCGCGAUGGAUAUAUCACGCUGAGCUUUGAGGACUUCUUGACGGAAAUCUUGCGCCAGCUGAAGUAA